CUUCGCCUUGCCCACAUGACACUAUCUCAUAGUGUCAUUUUUCAUAACGUUAAACAGAUUGGGUCAAAAUUUAUUUUCUUCAAGAUAAAGCAUACGCAUUUCAGCCGUACAAUGUUUAAAAUUGUGUGCUUAUUUGUGUGCGUGGGAAUAGUCUUGUCAGAAAAGUCGGAAUAUGGAUCAGAACAUUGCCGGAAUGUUUUAGCUACAGACUGUAGUGGUUAUCCUCCUGCACCAAUGUGUGGUGCUGACGGUCGCACCUACCAAAAUAGCUGCGAAUUUGCGCACGGAAUCUGUUCACACCAUGGCCAUACCUUGCACGCUGUACACCAUGGUCCAUGCACUGGAACAGACACGCCAUAAAAAGGUCCAUUUAGCCUUAAAUUAAAAGCUAAAUUUCAAUAAAAAAGUCAAAGAUAAAGAUAUAAA
Molecule: messenger RNA, 426 nt
Organism: Ruditapes philippinarum (Manila clam)
Lineage: Eukaryota; Metazoa; Mollusca; Bivalvia; Venerida; Veneridae
Product: ovomucoid-like
Exons: 3
Coding region: 16-360 (114 amino acids)
Molecular function (GO): protein binding
Source: RefSeq, a predicted model, not a curated record